Spizellomyces punctatus DAOM BR117 is the source of this 843-nucleotide messenger RNA. RefSeq lists its product as uncharacterized. The record is from RefSeq and is a predicted model, not a curated record. Gene Ontology annotation, molecular function: magnesium ion binding; holo-[acyl-carrier-protein] synthase activity. Bases 1 to 843 code for a protein of 280 amino acids. NCBI's taxonomy places the organism in Eukaryota, Fungi, Chytridiomycota, Chytridiomycetes, Spizellomycetales, Spizellomycetaceae. The transcript is spliced from 4 exons. Gene Ontology annotation, cellular component: cytosol.
AUGACAGUUAAACGAUGGGCAUUCAACGUAACAAAGUGGCAACCUACAGAUAAAGAAAUUUCAUGGUUAUGCGACUUGUUGCCACCAGCAGAACGAGAACGCAUUCAGCGUUUCCGAUUCCCCAUAGACAGCCAUCGUGCUCUCAUAGGACAGCUACUCUCGCGCGUAGCGGUGCUAUCUUUCCUUCCCGAAGGAGUACGUUGGAAUGAUGUUGAUAUCCGCCGGACAGAAUAUCAGAAACCAUACUUGGCCUCACCUCAAAUCCCAGAUUUGCUCUUCAAUAUCUCGCACCAUGGGGACUAUGUCGUCGUAGCAGCGGGAUAUGCUAUCCAUCUAGGGGUAGACGUUUCGCGAGUCGAAAAGCCGGACAACGAGUCAAUCGAAGAGUAUUUUGCCAUAUUCAAGUCGUACUUUACCCACCGAGAAUGGGAGUAUAUAAACGAUUUGACGAGUGGGAAUCGUGAUGAGGAGAGAUUACACCGUUUCUGUCAACAAUGGUGUCUUAAAGAAAGCUAUGUCAAGGCAUUGGGUGUCGGACUAGGAUUGGAGCUGGAACGAAUUGAGUUCCGAUUAUCGAAUUCAAAAAGAUUAUCUGAUGAGCGGGUGCAGGCGGUUGAUAAUGACAUUGUCGUCCUACAAGAUGGAAAGCUUCAAAAGGAGUUCAAAUUUGAGCUAUCGUACGUUGAUCCAUUGCACCCGGUAGCUCUGUGUUAUGCUGCGAAUGAGACAGCAGCGGUGCCCGACCGACAAUCAUUAUCAGCGACGGAUGGUGCAUCGCGGUUCUUCAGAGUGAUGUCCUGGGACGAAAUAGAAGCUCUUAUACGACAAGCUCAAAAACCAUAG